Cryptococcus amylolentus CBS 6039 is the source of this 381-nucleotide messenger RNA. RefSeq lists its product as hypothetical. The record is from RefSeq and is a predicted model, not a curated record. The coding region runs from base 1 to 381 and encodes 126 amino acids. The transcript is spliced from 2 exons. Lineage: Eukaryota; Fungi; Basidiomycota; Tremellomycetes; Tremellales; Cryptococcaceae.
AUGCCGCCUCUCACCACAGACCCUCCACUGCCGCAGAAGCGAUUCCAGUCCGCACACGCGUCUGGCUCCAACGCCGCCCGAUCCGCUGGCGGCGGAGGUGUCUCCCAACCAUCAUCCGCACCUCAUGCCUCUCCUUCCCAUACUUCUGACAGCCACAAUAAAAUCUUCAUCUAUACCCCGCCGCUUCAUAUCGACGGCAUCUUUGCGGGCAAGCUCAUGAAGUUUGCUCUUACCGUCGAACAAGAGCCACUGUUUGGGCGGCGGAAGACGGAAAAGGAUCGAAGGCCUCUGUGCCCCGCCCCUAUCAUCAGGCUUCGGGCUGUAGAAUGUCGCGAUGAGCCUGACUCGCCAAGCCAUGAGGGGAUCGCUGAAGCGGAGUGA